This is a messenger RNA of Aegilops tauschii subsp. strangulata, 455 nucleotides long. The record is from RefSeq and is a predicted model, not a curated record. NCBI's taxonomy places the organism in Eukaryota, Viridiplantae, Streptophyta, Magnoliopsida, Poales, Poaceae.
AUGUGCCACAAUGUAUCAGAGUUCGACACAAACUCAGAUAAGCAAAAACUACCGAAUGGAACGAAAUCACGGGACCAACUGAUAAGCGGUCUCAAUUGGGGAACAAAUGGGGGCGCGAACCUUAGGACGGGCGAAGGCCGGAGGGGGGGCAGCGAGCCUGUUGUCGGGGACGGGCGCGGGGUGGAUUUGGGCACCACGCGCGUCGGGGCGGCGGUCGGGGGAGCGGCGCGGGAGAGGUCCCGGGCGAGGGCCCCGACCACGGGGGUGGCGCUGCGGUCGCGGAGCGCCAUGGGCCGCGACUGGGUGUGGCGGUCGAGGCCGGCGCCCAGGAUCUGUGGCACCCGGGGCGCCAGGUCCGGCGACUCCUUCGCCUCCCUCCCUGCCGCCGGCGCGUCCGUCUCCAUCUCGGGCGGCGCCGCCGCGUUCCGGCCUCUCUACUAGGGCCCGGAUCCAGU